This is a messenger RNA of Cladocopium goreaui, 625 nucleotides long. NCBI's taxonomy places the organism in Eukaryota, Dinophyceae, Suessiales, Symbiodiniaceae. The record is from the annotation of a GenBank genome assembly.
UUAGAUUUUGUUUCGUCCCAAGCGGAUCUCGGACCUUUCCCGGAUCAGCCUCAUGUUCUUCUCAUGGAGAAGCGGCUCCCGCUCCUCUACACGUAGCGAAAGCAUGGAACGCUCGAAGCAGCUACCGGUGCUCCUAAGGCCACCACCCUCCAUGCACUUCGCCGACACGGGGCUGGACGCGUCUUCCGGUCCUCCCGGAGGCACUUUCUCUGAUCCCGUGAUUUCUCGUGCAGACUCCUUCGCAUCCACACGAGCGAGCACGGGGACGAACCUGUCUCACGGAAAGAGCAUGGUCCUACGUGAGACGCAGAGGAAGAUGAUUGUGAUGAAUUUCUUAGAUGCCAACGGAUUUAUGCACAUCAACGAGGCAAAGACUUCUUGGGGUCGCACUAGUCCCUGGAUGCAGCGCAGGACUGAUAAUUUUAAUGCAGCAGUUGUGAGGGCACUGCUCCUCCUUGGCGCCUGGCGCGAGGUGAAAAGCCGACGUGGUGAAACUCCCGAGGAACUGGCCGUACGCUUUCAGAGACGUUGGGGAGGCUAUGAUGAAAUCUUAAGGGUCUUUGAAGAGGACGCACGACGAAAGCAGGAACCAUUUGGCAUCACGACUGGGCGUUUCCGCACGUGA